Microthlaspi erraticum is the source of this 453-nucleotide messenger RNA. The record is from the annotation of a GenBank genome assembly. Lineage: Eukaryota; Viridiplantae; Streptophyta; Magnoliopsida; Brassicales; Brassicaceae.
AUGGAGAAGUGGAGUCUGAGGAAGAUCAUUGUCUAUAAGCCAGAGCAAGAGCCAGAGCCAGAAGAGUAUGAGGCCGUUCCUGUCAUGGGAAAGCUUCUGGUAGCCAGAAGACUCUUGAGCGCUCAAGUCCAAAACCAAAGGAAGCCCAGAGAGAGAAUCUCUUCCAUUCACGCUGUCUUGUCCAGGAGAAGGUUUGCAGUCUCAUCAUUGAUGGAGGCAGUUGCACUAAUGUGGCUAGUGAGGCCAUGGUUGAAACUUGGUCUUGUGACUCAGAAACAUCCCAAGCCAUAUCAGUUACAAUGGAUCAAUGAGACUGGAGAUAUGAGCGUGAAGGAACAGGUGCUUGUGCCACUAUCUAUAGGAAGCUAUGAAGAUGAGAUUUUGUGUGAUGUCCUGCCUAUGGAUGCUGGACACAUCAUUUGGGAAGGCCUUGGCAAUCUGAUAGGCGAGUGA